Messenger RNA from Electrophorus electricus (electric eel), 5852 nucleotides. The record is from RefSeq and is a predicted model, not a curated record. Lineage: Eukaryota; Metazoa; Chordata; Actinopteri; Gymnotiformes; Gymnotidae.
ACGUCACGCCCUGUGUAUCCCUAAUCUUUAGUACACCUAUUGUUCAUCGCUUAUUUCCUGUACUGCCGAAGACAAGGCUUUCUGUCGGUAAUCAUGCUCUCCGGUGUGCCGCACGCGGUCAGACUACCGACGACGAACUGAACGUGAGAAGAGGCCGCCCGUCCGCGCGUCACUGUUGAGUUUGUGGAGUAAACAGACCGAGCGGCGAACACACCGACCAACGUCAGAGGUGGCCGGGGCUCGAGGCUCGGCGUUGGGUUUGUAACCGGACGUGGAGAACGUUAGACUACUGCUAAAUUACACGAACGAGCAGUCAACUUUGUCACGAAGGAGCUUUAAACUUCACACGUAAACGAGGAAUUACGCGCAUGGGAAUGGGAGAAGCGGCUCCGGCGCGCGCCACAGCUGCUGGCUUUUCUCAAAUGUUGGGCGUCGGUUCGGUAGGAGCUGUGCCGGCGGGAGCGGCUGGGACGGCGUCCGCUCCGCGGGGCUCGGUCGUCCCGCAGCUGCACACCGCCAUAGUCGAGCGUCUGCGCGCUCGGAUAGAGCUGUGCCGACGUCAUCACUCCACCUGUGAAACGCGCUACCGACGCGGUCAGGCGGAGACCUCGGACCGGGAGCGCGAGGCCACCCUUCAGCUCCUGAGCAUCGUGCAGCAGGGACCUGGAAACAGGAAGACCAAAGGGACCAGAUCCGGCACUCAGCAUGCCUUGGAGUACAGCAGGGUGAACGGAGAACAGAAACCUCGCAUUUCAUCAGAUGCAGAAUCGAAACUUUCUACACGGAUUGCUCUCCAGGGUUCACUGAGAAGAAAGAUAGAGGGGCCAUCUGGCUAUACUCCUAAGCAGAAUGGCUUAUCCUGUAUGGGCACAACACCAGACUUCAAGCGUGUUCGGAUGGAGACCAUCUCACUUCUUCCUAGUUCUUCUGCUGUGGACUCAGGACAGUCUCAAAGCUUAGGAGGUCCUUUGUCUCUGUCUCACACACUUCAGCCUAAAGACCCCUUCAUGAUGCCCCUUGGUGUUGGAAGUGAUCUCUUCAACAUGACUCUCAGGGAUGUGAAGAAAGAGCCAGCAGAUAUCCAGACCUGCGGCCAUUCUCUAACUGAUCCAGCAAUGGCUGUGUUUGAGUUCAAGGAUGAGGCUGGAGGACCGAUUGACCCUGAACUUCAGGACUUGUUUGAUGAACUCACCAAAUCAGUACCACCUCUCAAUGACCUGGAACUGGAAAAGAUGCUGAAGCAAGAUGAUGAGUUUGGGUUGGAUCUUGGUCGCCCCAGCUCAGCUAGUGCAGCCCAUCCCUGUCCCCACUUAGAUAAACCAAUCAAGACCGAAUACUCACCUGAUUUUGGCCAGGUGCCAGGAAGCUCUCCACAGCUCCGGCCUGCAUCAGCUGGUCCAUCCUUUUCCAUGGCAACCACGGCUUUAGCAACUUCUCCAGCGGUGCUGGGGCACAUGGCCCGUGGUCAUGUGUCUCAGGCAUCAGCAACAGCUUCUAGGGGACUACCAGCCUGGCCUGAGAUAUCACAUGCUGAGCAACUAAAGCAAAUGGCAGCCAAUCAGCAGCCCAAACAACCACCCAAUGCUCUAAUUCACCACCAACAGCAUAACCAAGCUGCAAGGCUGCAAAACUGGCCUUCUGCCAUGGACCCCAAUUCCAAUCCCUUUGGUCAGGAAAUUAUUGCCACCCCUAGUCUGUUAAGGCAGCCAGGAAUUGGCCCUCAGAGCUCUGGUCAGGGCAAAGGUGUGGCCAACUGCCUCUUCAAGCCCAGCGGGUAUAACCAGACUAAUUCCACAGAUAUAAAAGCUCUCAGGACUAGACCUAGGCUAAAUUUCACUACUAAAGCAUCUACCAUCACAAGCCAUGUGGCUGGGUCACAGAGCAAACCAUCUAUACAAAACCCAGAGUCUACAGAAAGCCAAAACAUUCAGUUUCAGUUAACUAUGCAGUCAUCAUCUUGUCUACAGCCCAAGCCCCUGAGCCAGCAUGUUCCAGUUAAUCUUAAAAUAACCCAACAAAGACAGGCAAUGGCACAUACAACACAUUUAUCAGCAAACAGUCGCCUUGUUGAGCUGUGCGUGCCACAGUGCUCAGCUACUCUCAGUACUCAGCAAAAACAUGCAGGCAAAGGCCAGAGACAACUGAGCCAACCUCAGCACCAGUCCAGUGACACAGAGAAGUUUAACACACAAGAUCAGUUUAAUCGGCACUUAACGAGGCCUCCACCUGACUACAAACAUCCACAAGGGGCAGUUGGAGUACAACAUUCAAACCUGUACCCAGGUCUGACAUCUUCCCCAGUGAUGAGUAAUGGCUCAGAUCAGAGUCAUAUCCAGGCCCUCUCAUGCCACAUGCAUAAUGGCCAGCGAGUGAAAGUGGUGCCCAACUCUGGAGACCGAAGGUUCCAUGUUAGAUCAGAUCCACAUUCAAGUCCGCUAGAAGUCCAAACUUGUGCAAGCAAACUGCACCAACAACCUAACAGCCAGGUCCAAAUUGCCAUACAUCAAAACAAACCACAGUUUCAGGGAUCAAACACACAGGUUGUCACUUUUCAAUCAGGCAUUGUGUCGACUACACAGCAUUCAAGGACAAGUGCAAGCCAAGACACACCGCUGGGCCAAGGACUGGAUGGAAUCACCACCCCUAUGAGCAGGGAGACUAGCUGGGGAACUGCUCCAGAGAAAAGCAGAACUUUGCCAGUACUAGAUGUGAAGAGACACCAGAGCACAGCAACACCCCAGAGUGACCAAACCAAUGGUCACUUUGGACAAAGACCACCAUUUGGUCCACCAAAUCAGGUAGCACCUCUUUCUGGACAGAUCCCCUUAAACUCUGCAAGUAGGAGCUCUGUUCCCAGAGCCAGCCAUGUGCGCAUACACACUCUACCUGGGAUCGGCAGUCUAAACCAGUCCUCUCCUGAACAGCAAGGGUGCAUGAGCACUUUUGUGGGCAGCACAGCCGAAAGCCCGGGUACUUUCCAGAACAGCCAGGCAGGCCGGCUGACGUUUGACUUCCUGCAGGAUGGGGAUAACACAUUGCCAGGAAUCAAUGCAGACUCGGACUUCAUCGACUCCCUGCUCAAGUCCACUUCAGGCAAUGAUGACUGGAUGAAAGACAUCAACCUAGAAGAGAUUCUGGGUGGUCAGUCUUGAACAAGAGAUUUAGUAACAUAGCUGAGAAUACUAAUUAUUUUUUAAAUAUUUUUUAUAACUUUCAGUUCUAGAAGCUUUCUAUAUAGCAUGAUGUAAUAGACUUUGAAGCUGUAAUUUUGGUAUACUGUCAUUCUUGUGUUCACGUAGACAACUUGUGUUGCAGGUAAUAUUAAGCUUAGAUUAAGCUUUUGUCAUUUAAUCUAUAGUAUUUAUGGUCUUGAUAGUAUCUUAUCUUAUAUUAUGUAACUAUGCACUUCCCUUUGUAAACCAGUGCAGCUCAGUGGACUCUGCAAAUUGCUGUAAUGCUAGAGGAAAGGAGAUGUGCACAAAGAUGAUAAAUUAGCCACAUUGCUUCAUAUUAUGCUUGUAAUCGCUAUUGUUAUUCUGUGACAAUGCAACAAGAUUGUCUACUUCCUAGCUAUAAGCUAUGGUUAGCAACACUGUUGCAAUUAUGUGGCAAUACAUAGGGAAACUACAUAAAAACACAUAUUCACAGCUGUUUGAAGGAGGUGUGUUUUAGUCUGGUGUAGAUAUGCACCAGUGUGGAAUUGUUGAGCCAAUUAACUGUUCUUUAUCAUUUUUACCUUCUUGUGGCCAUUUAUCAUACAGAUAACAGAUGUGUGUACUUUUUUUGCACUUUAAAGUCACUCUAAACUUCAGAAAUGUUUUUAGAUUGGUUUUUAUAUUCUUUCAAAGGAACCGUUUUGAGUUUUCAGGCUGGUUUAGUGUGAAAAGUCUCAGUGGUUAGUGUGAAAAGUGCAGUGGCUUGCUGCAUUUUUUUUAUUAUUAUAAAAUACGGCAUCGUGAAAUUUAAGCCUGUCAUGUUCUCAUGUGCAAAUGCAAGACAUGCUCUAAUCAUACAUUGAAAUCUUAGUCUAACUACCUACCUAACUAAUGAAGCUAAUAUUAGGUAGCUUGCCUGCCUAGAUACUGGACCGUAUAAGUCGAUUUUGACACAUCUGCAAGUAGCCAUCAUUGAAUGUCAAACAUGUAAGGCUUUAUCAUACUGGUUUCUUGCCAUUGCAAAAUAUUGCUGGUCUUCUGUUAUUACACAGGAUUAUUGGGCUGGGGUGCAUGUAGAGUUGAGGGUGUUUCCAAAUUACAUAUUCAUAUAAUCUGGAUUCCAUAUAAUCUGAGAGUAAACGAAUAGGCAUGCUUUUAUUCAACAUAGAUUUUGGGUGACUAAAAUAAUUUACAGUAUAAUCCUUAUGAGAUGUAAUGAAUUUCUAAAAAGCUAAAUUACUAACUGGGUUUAUUCAUAAAAUCAGCUUUGUAUGGACUGUAUUACAGAUGGGUAUAAUGAGAAAGGGAGAAUUCACUGUGGACUGAACAAUUGGCACACACAAAAUCUUACUAAAACAGCUUGGAGUGCAACACCUAUCAUAAACACCCUGUUGUCCACAAACGUUGCACUUGACAAAAAGACAAAUCAGUGAUUUAUAUUAAGUUUUUCGUGUAAGUGCAUUGGGUGGUUGGGGUUAGGGUUAAGCAGAAAUAGUGCUUGUACAAGCAAAAAUGGCAUGCCAUGAUAUUCGUUGCAAGUAUCAUCUGAUAUUCCACUAUUGGGCCACUUAUAGUUAUACAUGUUUAGUUAGUAAUCAUGGGAUAUUAUGCCAAAAUACUAGGCUACUGUCUUUGUGCAUGUCUCCUAUUACAAGACCUUUGUGUGAGACCAAGGCAGGAUGUGUUAAAGUUGCUAUUAGGCAUCGCCGAAAUCCACCCCAGGAUCAGCUCAGUGCUGAUAUGCAAGAUGCAUUUGUUCAGUUUCAAGUAAAUAAAAAAUAAAGAAAAAAUAGCAAAGAAAGUAAAAGUAAAAGGUUCAGUGUAAAAGAAAAUAAAGAAGGAAAUACAGAUUGAUAAAAGCUCUUGUUAUAGCUUUUAUCAUACAUCAAAACUAACAUUUUACAUUUGUUUUACAGAAACAUUCCUAGUGAAAGUAAUAUUUUGAGCAGACAUUGUCUGGACAAAUCCUAUUAAUAAUAAUGUCUCUAUAAAUCAGUUUUUCAUGCUGUUGUUUUUGGGGUUUUUUUUUUCUAUGAAAAGUUUUCUUCAUAAUGCAUUCUGAGACUGUAAUAGCCACUGAUGUCAUAUCUGUUUAUAUCAGUUUAGCCUUUUUAUAAAGACAGUGACAAUGAACUGAAGUGAUGUAAAUUUACCAUUUUCAGUACUCUGGAAACAAACUCUGGAAAGAAAAAGACUUAAUAUUAACAGGGCAUGAUGGCAGAAUUGUUUAAUUUGUAACUAACUCAACCCACAAACUUUCAUUGUACACUUAUGAUAAUUUAACAGCAUCCACAGGCUAUGAGAAUUUAAGAGCAUUCACAGACAAAUGCUAAUUUGUUUGGCCAGAGGUUUUUGAGUUAAAUAAACUGCUAUUUGUUGUUUUUGAUUGAGUAAAUAGAUUUGUUUGAAUUUAAAAGCACACAAAUGUCUCAUUCUCACAAUUCUGCAGGAGGCCAUUUUAUUCUUCAUAGGAUCAGCUAACAAUAGAAAUAGCUUGUUUGCAGCAGGUAUUUCCAAAUAAGAGAUAUGUUAACACUAUCCAUAUCUAUAAUUCUGCAAUAUCUUAUUUUCAGAUAAGAUGGAGACUUAAGUUUAGAUUUUAGUUUUUAUCUUUUAGAAUACCAAUAAGGAAAAAUUUUAGUUACCAAUAUGGAAAACAACCUCUCCCCUUCGGUAGGCUCCAUGUAGUGAUGGGUA